GAGCAGCUCCUAUGUGAAGCAGUUGAACCCGGACGGUUAGCCGUGUAGGGACGUUAGCAGACGGCUACAUUCUAAAGUGUCGGAACCGGAGCUAGCUUAGCUUUAGCCAGCAGCAUGGGGGAAGAAAUGGGGAAGAACACGUCAGUAAAGACCGGUGUGAAGGCGGACAAUGACAGCCACGUACCUCAGGAGGACGUUGACGUGACAUAUUACACGUGUGAGGAGGUUCAAGCUCACAAUGCGAGCAACGGCGCGUGGAUCAUUAUCCAUGACAAAGUUUAUGAUAUUACGAGUUUUCUCGAAGAGCAUCCUGGAGGUGAAGAAGUGCUCCUGGAGCAGGCAGGUUCGGACGCUACAGAGUGCUUCGAGGACGUCGGCCAUUCCACAGACGCCAGAGAGAUGCUUCAGCAGUACUACAUCGGGGAGCUGCACGAGGAUGACAGAAAGAAAGCGACCAAUAAGGAUGUUUAUAUUACAACCUCUAAAGAGUCCAGUUCAUGGAGCACUUGGCUGAUUCCUGCUGUGGCGGUGGCUCUUGUAGGCUUUAUGUACCGUUAUUACAUGUUAGAGCACAAAUCAUCUUGAGCACUCGGCAGCUCCUGGAUUCCCAAAAUCAUCUCAGCAGAGUGAAAGAAGAUCUCACACCAGUAACUGAUCUGGUUUUGGAUGAGGGUCCAGGACCAGUGCAACAUGUCUCUCUCUCUCUCUUUCAUCCAGAGGCCUUGGACUUUCUCUCACUCUCUCUCUCUCUCUCUCUCUCUCUCUCUCUCUCUCUCUCUCUCUCUCUCUCUCUCUCUCUCUCUCUCUCUCUCCACCCCACUACACACACACACACACACACACACACACACACAGGCACUGCCCAUCUCUUGCCAUUGACUUUACCAGGAACAUGAGGGAUCACAGAAUUACAUGUUCUUGUCUUUUUUUCUUUCUUUUUGUUGUUGUUUGUUGUUUUUUUUUUUUUUUAUCUAUCUUUCUAUCUAGAUAAGAUUCUAUAUUGUCUAUUAGGAGAAGGAUUCAUACAGGAUGAGCUUAGAACCAAGCAUCGUUUUGGAACGACUCCUUUUCAGAUUCACUGCCUUGAUAUUUCAGCACUGAAUAGGAACGUUGUGUGUGUGUGUGUGUGUGUGUGUGUGUGUGUGUGUGUGUGUGUGUGUGUGUGUGUGUGUGUGUGCUCCACCUUCUGUUCCUCAUUUUCAUCCUCUUUUUGCUCUGAUUGUGUUAUUCAAUAUAAUGCAGCUAAAGUAAAAAAAAAAAAAAAACACUUUAAUAUUAAAAUACUACUUUAUAUAUUAUAAUAAAACUUUUAAUAUUCCCUUAAUAACGUACGAUUAUUUACUGCAUUAGUGAGCUGACGUUAUUUAACCCUCAUGCCUUCUGCUUCAUCACUUCAUGAUAAAUAAAAAUGAUCUUUAUUUGUACGCAGCCUUUUAUAUCGGUUUGUUUUGCCCUCGAGCACAAAAGUGUGUAGUUUUAUUUCGGUCUUCAAAAUUCUCUCCUCUGCGACAAAGACACGAUUUAAACGAUUCUACGUUAGAGUCGUGCGACACAAAAGGAUCGGUCGAGAUCACAAAAGUGCAUCUAAUUUAUCACAAUGUCAGUAUUUUAGCAUCAGAUCGUCGACCCUGUGACCGAACAUCUACUGAACAUCUGCUGAACAUCUGCAUCGAGCGACAAACACAGUGAUCGGAAUCAGACCUCCAGGCGUCUUAAAGAUCUCACUUUUCUCCAUGCACUUAAUUUUAGCCAGCGUAAGUGUCCGUGUUUAAUCAGCUUCCCGCUUCCUCUGCAAAUCCUUCUCUAAAUCACGUCUCCUUAAUCGAUUUAACCCUUUCAUCUAUUAUUUCAUUUUAUUCAUAUUCAAAAAACAUUUUUGAACUAAAAAUGUCUUGACGUAUAAUAUCGCAUAAACAUGAAAUAUUAAAAGGAGACGCUGUACGUCUGUCCGAGAGGUGCGUGUCGGCAUGACUUCGUUAAGGGUUAACGAACGUUAAUAAACUAAUGCAGUACCUUGUUUUCAGGGAACCUUUGUGUAAAGUGUUCAUUUAUCUCACGCUGGACACGAAACCACCCUGGUUUUAACGUUGACAAUGUUAGUUCCGUUCCUGACUGUAAAUACAAACACAAAUUCGAAUAGAUUUGCAUACAUUAGCAUAAUCACCCCGUUCCGUGUUGGGUAACGUUUAGUCUCACGACGAACCGCACAGACUCGUUAACGGAUUUAUUUUUACUCCCGACGACGGAAAAGACGUCCGAUGACGAACAUGUCGAAUGUUUAGAGUUAGAUUUUUUUAAAAUCACCGAUGAACAUAAUGAUUAAGUCACGAGUGUGUGAAUGUUAACGUUAAUGUUAGAACACAUUGUUAUAUUUCUCUCUCUUUCAUUCAUUACACAUUUUCUCUUAUAAAAGGUCUGAUGUUUCUACGUGGACUGCGUGUGAAGGUGUGAUGAGGUUAAGGCUCCACCCGAUAGGUUGUUUGGUUUGGUUUAUUCGUACAUCUGUUAAACAGAUAUGUCAGAGUAUUUUAAAGAGCAUUUUAGUACUUGAACUGUCCAGCUGUCCAUGCAUUUUCCAUUCAUGUGUUGAAUAUUCUAUGCAUUUGUGUGUGUGUGUGUGUGUGUUUGUUUUCUCUCUGCACUUGUAAUCCGUAUCUCUGGCUCCUCUUCCAUGUAACCCGUGCAGCAGACCUGCAAUUCCUCUUCAUGCAAAACUCACGUGUUUGAACUGAUUCCACUUUAUGUUGUGUAUCGGUGCGUCUGCACAACGUGUACGUCGCUUUACAUCCAGUGUGGCGUUUGUUGGGAGUAAAAUGAGAUCGAACCAGUUUGUAAUCAUUGUUGUAGUGUAAUUUAUGCUCAGAUUAUAGACUAUUAAAAAAAUACAUUCCCA
Messenger RNA from Tachysurus fulvidraco (yellow catfish), 2893 nucleotides. Its product is annotated as cytochrome b5. Gene Ontology annotation, cellular component: intracellular membrane-bounded organelle; membrane. The record is from RefSeq and is a predicted model, not a curated record. NCBI's taxonomy places the organism in Eukaryota, Metazoa, Chordata, Actinopteri, Siluriformes, Bagridae. The coding region runs from base 115 to 585 and encodes 156 amino acids. Gene Ontology annotation, molecular function: heme binding. The transcript has 5 exons.